GUGCAGUAAGUAUCAGCGUUAGCGAUAGAUGUAAAUGCCUAAAUGCAUCCCCAAGGUCAGGUACUGUUUUGGGAAAUCGGCCACAAGGAGGGUAAGCCCUUGACCCUUUGUGAAUCAAAAAAGCAAAAGACGGGGCCGGAGUUUCAAAUCCAGAAGAAAAGUUCAAGGUAUUUAAAAAAAAAAAAAAAUCCGGAAGAAAAGUAAGCCUGACAGUCACAAGAAUAUAGACCAGAGACGCUGAGAGCUUUUGGGCAUGAGACAUAAAAUGAUAAGGUAACUUGAGAUCUUAAUUUGAUCGGUGAUCCCAAACCCCCAAUAUGCCAUAGCGAAAUUCCGAGGCGAUUCACACCCGUCCCUGCUCGGCCAAAUUCCUCGGUGGUGAUUAUCGCCUUAAUCACCAUGGAGUCGAGCAUCCUGGAAUCCAUCGGCGUUGAGAUCAUCGGAGUGAUGUGCCCUGUCUCCAUCUGUAUGUUCCUCGUCGUUCUCCUCGUCUAUUCCCUCUCUGCCUCCAAUCCCUUCUCUCCUGCUUCUGUCGAUACCAUUCGCACCGCUGCCAACCUCGUCUACGUCGAGAACCCUUCCGACUCUGCUUCCCAGAAGCUCGAAGGUGCUCUUCUCAAUGCUUUGGUCUUCGUCAUCUUAAUCGCCAUCGUCACUUUCCUCCUCGUUCUUCUUUACUAUUACAACUUCACCAAUUUCCUCAAGAACUACAUGCGCUUCUCCGCCUUCUUCGUUCUUGGCACCAUGGGCGGUUCUAUCUUCUUGUCCGUCAUUGAAAAAUUUUCUAUUCCUGUUGAUUCCGUUACUUGUUUUCUUCUGCUUUUCAAUUUCACUGUUGUCGGCGUUCUCUCUGUGUUUUCGGGUGGGAUCCCAAUUUUGCUGAGGCAAUCCUACAUGGUUUGUUUGGGGAUUAUUGUGGCGGCCUGGUUCACUAAAUUGCCCGAGUGGACUACUUGGGUUUUGCUAGUUGCAUUGGCUGUGUAUGAUUUGGUGGCUGUUUUGGCACCCGGUGGCCCGCUUAAGCUGUUGGUGGAUUUGGCCUCAACUAGGGAUGAAGAGCUUCCUGCCCUGGUGUACGAGGCUCGACCUACGGUCGCUCGAUCUGGGCAUCGCGGAGCCUCGUCUUUAGGGAUUUUGGUCGCUGGAGUUUCAGAUUCUUCGUCAAUCGAGCUUCAAGCGGUGUCAAGGGACAGCGUCAAUAGAAAUGAGAACGAAGGUCGCCGUAAUGCCGACUAUUCUGAAGUGACGUUGGGGAAUUUUCAGAAUGAGGAGGCUCAUAGUGACAGAGAUGAUGGGGAGAGGUCGCCACUGGUGGGCAAUGUACGAGAAAGGCAUUCAUCAAGUAGUGAUUCGUCGCAGUAUUCGACGGUUAUCGUUCCAUCCAGUGAAGGCCAGCAAUUUAAUGGCGGGGACCAUGAUGAAAUUGUUGGUGAGGAAACGUCUCCCCUUGUUGAAAUGAUUGGAAUGGGGAAUGAAGGCAGGCAGGAUGGUGAUGUGGAGAUUGCUGAUAGGGGUAUUAAACUUGGCCUUGGAGACUUUGUUUUCUACAGUGUCCUUGUGGGUAGAGCUGCAAUGUAUGACCUUAUGACAGUGUAUGCUUGUUACCUUGCAAUUAUAUCAGGACUAGGUUGCACUCUAAUUUUGUUGUCAGUUUGCCGUCGAGCUCUGCCUGCACUUCCUAUUUCUAUCACACUGGGUGUUAUUUUUUAUUUCUUGACACGAUUAUUAAUGGAGCCCUUCAUUGUUGGGGCAGCCACAAAUUUAAUGAUGUUUUGAACCGGCAUUGGUUUCUUAGACAGAUGAUGAGCCACUAGAUGUUAAAGACACACUAAUCAUUUCAUAGACAGGAAAUUUGUUCUUGUGGUAAAGGGGUAGUGCUCCAUUGUUCUUGUCUACUUUCAAGUUGCAUUUACGUUCUCAUCAUCUAAUUGUUUUUUGUGAUUAGAUAGUGUUGCAUGUUACUAUCACCAGAAUGCAAAUUUGAAUUGCAACCGUUUUCUCACCGAUUCCUAUGGAGCUUGUAAAUUUAGCACUAGUAUUGUACUACUAAUGCAGUUGUGUAAGACUUCUGGCAUACAUGUGAUAUGUGGAAACUAAGUGUUACUGGCGGAACUCUUUUUUCUAUAUUAAUAAUUAAUAAUAGCUUAUAAAUAGCCUCCUCCUGUGAAGGAAAUGAGACUCAUACAAUAGAUAGUUUGAGCUUACACAAAGAAACAGCGCAUUACGGCCAUGAAAGCAGCAAAAGAAAACAGAGAAGAUAGAGAUAAUGAAGAAGAGAGAGAAGAUAAAGAUAAUGAAGAAGAGACACAGCUUCUUCCUCAGCCUAGUGUUUGAGAGAUCAGGCACUUUUCUCACAACAAACCAAAUACUACCCAAACCACUUAAUAAACCUCUCCAACCCUACAGACAUCUCUCCCCAACUCACCCAUUCACGGUCCUUCUGUGAGGUACAGGACUGGCCUCUAGCCCAUUGAACCUGAGACCUACGGGGUCCACAGGUAUAUCCAUCCGGUUUUGCUCUGAACCCUUCUUUAGGGCUUUUAGAGGUGAAGGAGCGGGAUAGGCAUAACAUUCUCUUCUCGGGCAAUGAAGUGACCCUUUGGCUGGGAGUUCAGUUCCAACUCUCCCUGUGACUGUGACUGCAAGCUUGAGCUUUGCGGAAGAGAGGCAAUAUCGAAAGCAGAAUGAUUAUUAUUUGAGUUUACUUGAGGAGUUGGUUAUGGCAUUUAUUGAGAUAACAUGUGAUAAAAAGUAGAUGACCCUCUAGAUGACGAAGGUGUACAUGUAUGCAUGUACUUGACUUGUCGACUAUAAUCUAGUUUCAUGAAUGGCUGAGAAAGUGAACGAACAUAAGCCAAAAUAUUAACUUCAUUGACAGACAACGGGGGAAAACUGACCUUUGGUUCUUCACGUUGGCAGCGCGUGUUGCUGACUUUUCUCAUCGGCCUCUUACUUUUCUGAUCUCAUUCAAGACUUGGAUGACUGUCAAGUACUCAAAUGUCAACAUAAAUUGGGCGGAGAGGAGUUGACUAAUCCAUUCAAAGUUCAACUUCCCAACCAGUGAUCUAUAAUCUAUAUCUAUGUCGUAAAAUAUUUUAGUUGUAUUGUAUCAGAAAAUAUUAGUUAUUGUGUGACGAAUGUAAUAAAAUUUCAACCAUUGACAUCGAUCAUCAAUCACAAA
This is a messenger RNA of Prosopis cineraria, 3181 nucleotides long. Its product is annotated as presenilin-like protein At1g08700. Gene Ontology annotation, cellular component: nucleus; membrane. The coding region runs from base 400 to 1776 and encodes 458 amino acids. The transcript has 2 exons. Gene Ontology annotation, biological process: protein processing. Gene Ontology annotation, molecular function: aspartic endopeptidase activity, intramembrane cleaving. The record is from RefSeq and is a predicted model, not a curated record. NCBI's taxonomy places the organism in Eukaryota, Viridiplantae, Streptophyta, Magnoliopsida, Fabales, Fabaceae.